Messenger RNA from Lolium rigidum, 3063 nucleotides. RefSeq lists its product as uncharacterized. The transcript has 3 exons. The record is from RefSeq and is a predicted model, not a curated record. NCBI's taxonomy places the organism in Eukaryota, Viridiplantae, Streptophyta, Magnoliopsida, Poales, Poaceae. Gene Ontology annotation, molecular function: ATP binding; ATP hydrolysis activity. The coding region runs from base 1 to 3063 and encodes 1020 amino acids.
AUGGAUUACUUGCCAAAGACCAGUAUGGUGUCGUCGCCGGAGGGGGCAAAGGUGCUGGACGCGUACAAGAAGGCCCUCGCGACAGCGGCCUCGGUGACCGCGUACGCCAUGCUUGCGCGCGGCAUGGCGCGGGAGCUCCUCCCCGACGAGUUGCGCGCCGCGGUGAGCUGGGGCACGGCGCUGUUGCGCUCCCGCCUCGGCGCCCGCGAGAAGGAGCGCCGCACAAUCGUGAUCCGGCGCCAGCUCGGCAACAGCGCGUACGGCGGCGAGAACGACCUGUUCGACGCGUCGCUCACGUACCUAGCUACCAAGAUCGACCCGCACACGAUGCGCCGGCUCUGCCUCGAGCAGUCUCGCAAGAAGGAGCACGACGGGAGCAGCAGCUGGAGCACGCUCCUGUGUAUGGAGCACGGAGGCUCCACCACCGACGCCUUCGACGGCGUUGAGUUCCAUUGGACGUCCGUCGAGAGCGGCAGUGAUGGCAACAACAACAACAGGGGCAAGGAAUCCCUGGAGCUCAGCUUCGACGUGGAGCACACGGAAACCGCGCUCGACAAGUAUGUGCCCUUCAUUAUGUCCACGGCGGAGGAGCUGCGGCUACGGGACCGCGCCCUCAAGAUCUUCCUCAACCAGGGUUCUGGUUGGAAAGGCAUCAACCACCACCACCCUGCCACGUUCGAGACGCUCGCCAUGGAUCCGUCCAUGAAGCAGUCGGUCAUCGCAGACCUCGACCGGUUCCUCAAGAGGAAGGAGUACUACCGGCGGAUCGGAAAGGCGUGGAAGCGCGGCUACCUUCUCUACGGCCCGCCUGGCACCGGCAAGUCCAGCCUGGUCGCCGCCAUGGCCAACUAUCUCCGGUUCAACCUCUACGACCUCGAUCUCUCCGGGGUGUACGACAACUCGUGCCUGCAGAGGCUCCUCAUCGACAUGCCCAACAAGUCCAUCCUCGUCAUAGAGGAUAUUGACUGCAGCUUCGACACCAUGUCAAGGGAACCCCGCAAGGCGCCUGGGGCGGGAGACACCUACUACUCGGAGGAGGAGGAGGAGGACCACGAGGAGUACGAGCGCCGAGCAGGAGGAGGUUACCAGCAGGAGCGCAAGAUCACGCUCUCAGGCCUGCUCAACUUCAUCGACGGGCUGUGGUCCACCAGCGGCGAGGAGCGCAUCAUCGUCUUCACCACAAACUACAAGGACCGUCUCGACCGGGCGCUGCUAAGGCCGGGCCGCAUGGACAUGCACGUCUACAUGGGCCACUGCGGAUGGGAGGCGUUCAAGACGCUGGCCCGGAACUACCACCUCGUCGACGACCACGCUCUCUUCCCGGAGAUACAAGCUUUACUUGCGGUGGUGGAGGUGACGCCGGCCGAGGUGUCCGAGAUGCUCUUGCGGAGCGAAGAUGUCGAUGCUGCCCUAGGGGUGCUCAUGGAAUUCCUCCAAGGAAAGAGACGCAGAGGAAGAAAAGAGGUGCACAAGGAGGAUCCAAGGAAGAACUUUGUGAUAUGGUUGAAACCAAGAAAACAUUGGAGGCCGAGGGGAGAGAGGAGAAGGCGGCAAGACACCGGCAACACGAAGCGACGGAAACUGAAGCAAAUUAGGGUAGCCAUGGAUUACUUGCCAUCGCCAUUGGCGGGUAUGGCGUCGUCGGCGGAGGGGGCAAAGGUUCUGAACGCGUACAAGGAGGCGCUCGCCACUGCAGCCUCGGUGAGCGCUUACGCCAUGCUUGCGCGCGGCAUGGCGCGGGAGCUCGUCCCCGAGGAGCUGCGGGCGGCGGUGCGCUGGGGCGCGUCCUUCGUGCGCUCCCGCCUCGGCACCCGCGAGAAGGAGCGCCACACCAUCAUCAUCCGCCGCACGGUGGACAAGAACCACUGCGCCCCGUUCGACGACGGGUCCAGCCUCUUCGAGGCGGCGCGCACGUACCUCGCCAGCAAGAUCAAUCCGCGCGCCGUGCCCCGGCUCCGCCUCUCGCGCUCCCCCCUCAUUGAGCCCGACGGGACCUGCAGCUGGCGCACGCUCCUGAGCAUGGAGGAUGGGGGCUCAACCACAGACGUGUUCGAAGGCGUUGAGUUCUGCUGGAUGUACAUGGACGCUGGCGGCGACAACGGCAAUAGGGGCCAGGGCGGCAGCGAGUCCUUGGAGCUCAGCUUUGACGCGGAGCACGCGGAUAUCGCGCUCGAGAAGUACGUGCCCUUCAUCAUGUCCGCGGCGGAGGAACUGCGACGGCAGGACCGCGCGCUCAAGAUCUUCUUGAACGACGGGGGGGCGUGGCAAGGCAUCAACCACCACCACCCAGCCACGUUCGACGCGCUCGCCAUGGACUCGGAACUCAAGCAGUCCGUCCUCGACGACCUCGACCGGUUCCUGCAGAGGAAAGAGUACUACCAGCGGAUCGGCAAGGCGUGGAAGCGCGGUUACCUGCUCUACGGCCCCCCGGGCACCGGCAAGUCAAGCCUGGUCGCCGCCAUGGCGAACUACCUCCGUUUCAACCUCUACGACCUCGAUCUCUCUGGGGUGUUCAGCAACUCGUACCUGCAGAGGCUCCUCAUCGACAUGCCCAACAAGUCCAUCCUCGUCAUCGAGGAUAUUGACUGCUGCUUCGACACCAUGUCGAGGGAAGGUCGCAAUGAGGACACGUACGAUAACUACAACACGGGAGGUUACCAGCAGGAACGCAAGAUAACACUGUCGGGCCUGCUCAACUUCAUCGACGGGCUGUGGUCGACAACCGGCGAGGAGCGCAUCAUAGUCUUCACCACCAACUACAAGGACCGCCUCGACCCGGCGCUGCUGCGGCCGGGACGCAUGGACAUGCAUGUCUACAUGGGCUACUGCGGCUGGGAGGCGUUCAAGACGCUGGCCCGGAACUAUCACCUCGUCGAUGACCACCCUCUGUUCCCGGAGAUACAGGAGCUGCUUGCGGUGGUGGAGGUGACGCCGGCCGAGGUGUCAGAGAUGCUGCUAAGGAGCGAGGAUGUCGAUGCUGCGCUAGGGGUGCUUAUGGAAUUCCUCCAAGGAAGGAGACACGCACCAGAUGAGGCAAAGCACAACCAUGACGAGGCACGGUAG